This is a messenger RNA of Dioscorea cayenensis subsp. rotundata (Guinea yam), 1330 nucleotides long. RefSeq lists its product as uncharacterized. The record is from RefSeq and is a predicted model, not a curated record. Gene Ontology annotation, biological process: protein peptidyl-prolyl isomerization. Gene Ontology annotation, molecular function: peptidyl-prolyl cis-trans isomerase activity. NCBI's taxonomy places the organism in Eukaryota, Viridiplantae, Streptophyta, Magnoliopsida, Dioscoreales, Dioscoreaceae. Bases 38 to 1033 code for a protein of 331 amino acids. The transcript has 5 exons.
UUUCUCUCUCUCUCUCUCUAGUCAACCUCUCGAUCUCAUGGGGCGAAAGCCGGGAGAUCUGGGAAGCAAUGGCGCUCGCCGGAGACUGUGGAUUGUUCUCUUGGUUGGUUUCAUCCUCUGCUAUCUCGGUUACAUGGCCUUGUCCCCGCGAAGCAUGGCCUUGAGCUCCUCCUUAUCCGCUAAGAAUGCUGAGGAGGAUGAGUGCUGCCGGGGUGUUGAUGGGAUGGAGCUUUGGGGGGCGGCGGUGAAGUGGGGGACCGAUCACAAGGUCAAUACGUCGAAAGAUUGUUGCUUGGCGUGCAAGGAAAUGUGUGAGAGGUCUGAUGGGCCUUGCCUUUGUGAUUCUUGGGUGUUCUGCGGGGAUAGAGAGAGGUGUGGGGAAAAGUUUGGGGAGUGCUGGUUAAAGAAACAAAAAGAUAUCUUGAGUCCUGAUGUGAAACAGUCUGAUGAAAAUGGUAUGUGGACAUCUGGCCUUAUUUUCGGAAAAGGAGAGGGAAUUAUUGGCUUGGAAACUGAAUAUGGAACUCUUCAUAUCAAACUUCUUCCUGACUGUGCCCCCCAUUCAAUGGCUUACAUUGUUCAGCUAUUGGGAUCACGCCACUGUGCUGGUUGCCAAUUCUAUCGUGCUGAGGGGAGAGGGAGUUCUUGGGAUUCCAAAGGGAACCACAUACAAGAUGCUUCAUUAGGUCCACCAUAUGCUCUGAUUCAAGGAACACUAGAAGCCGAAGGAGUCCCAUUCAAGAAUGUCCCAAUCGAGGCAUGUCGAUCAAUAAGAAGAGGAUCGGUUGCAUGGGUCGGAUCAGGGCCUGAGUUCUUCAUCAGCCUUGCUAAUCAUGACGAGUGGCACAAAACAUACACAGUUUUCGGCUCUGUUUUGUCAGAUGACAUGGUCAUUGCAGAGAAAAUUGCACAGCUUCCCACAAGAUCAGACCGGUGGGGCAACAUCGACGUCUCUGUGUUGGAGAAACCGGUCAAAUUAAAGCUCAAAAGAGCCACAGAAAGCCAUGGAGAUCUCAACCUCAAAGCAAACUGAAAAUCCAGGUUCAAAGUGAAUCUUGAUUGCAGAAUCAACUCUCCAUCAACUUCAUCAAGUUAAGCUAGACAAAAUAGACAACCAAAUGCAGAGAAAUCACUGAUUCCAUCUUGUGUCAUUUGUCUUCCAAUCCUGCCACCACUUUUUAUUUUAUUUUAUUUUCUGUUCUUCCUUCUCUCAUUUGUGUUUUGGAUGGAAUAAGAAUUUCCUCAUGGUUUCUGUACACUGUACUUAGAGAAUUACCAUUGUGGGAUUUUGUAGAGAAAUAACCUUUGGAAAGCAUUGUUAUUGCCUCUC